Zea mays is the source of this 1568-nucleotide messenger RNA. RefSeq lists its product as uncharacterized. Gene Ontology annotation, biological process: ribonucleoside monophosphate biosynthetic process; 5-phosphoribose 1-diphosphate biosynthetic process; purine nucleotide biosynthetic process. The record is from RefSeq and is marked provisional. The coding region runs from base 90 to 1280 and encodes 396 amino acids. Gene Ontology annotation, cellular component: ribose phosphate diphosphokinase complex; cytoplasm. The transcript is spliced from 8 exons. Gene Ontology annotation, molecular function: ribose phosphate diphosphokinase activity; magnesium ion binding. Lineage: Eukaryota; Viridiplantae; Streptophyta; Magnoliopsida; Poales; Poaceae.
GGCAACCCGAGGACGCCUCUCCCAUCCACGCGCGAAUCCUACCGCCCUCCCACUCCCAAAAACCUAGCCGCGCGCGCCACCUGCAUCCCAUGGCGGCAACCGCGGCCGUGGCGGGGACCGGGUCGUCCCUCUCCUCGCGCCGCAGUCGCAGCGUUGUCUCCUCGUCCUUCCGCGCAGCUGCCUCGCGCUUCCGCUCGCCGAGAUGCGUGCUCGGGAGCGAGCAGCUGCGGGUGGCGCAUGAAGGGAAGCGGAUGAGCGGCGCCGAGUCCAGGACCGCGUGGGCGCCAAAGGUGCCCGCACCGGAGUCCAGGCUUGCCGCACUGCCAAGGGAGCUGCGGGACUCCAGGAUGAAGAUCUUCUCCGGCACGGCUAACCGUCCGCUCGCUCAGGAAAUUGCUGCUUACCUGGGUAUAGAACUCGGCAAGAUCCUGAUCAAGCGCUUUGCUGAUGGAGAAAUUUAUGUGCAACUGCAAGAGAGCGUGAGAGGAUGUGAUGUGUUCUUGAUCCAGCCCACAUGCUCUCCUGUCAACGAAAACCUCAUGGAGCUCUUCAUCAUGAUUGAUGCAUGCCGGCGGGCUUCAGCACGGUCUAUUACCGUUGUUAUUCCAUACUUUGGUUAUGCCAGAGCAGACAGAAAGGCUCAAGGGCGUGAACCCAUUACUGCCAAACUUGCUGCAAAUUUACUUACUGAAGCUGGUAGUGACCGUGUCAUUGUAUGUGAUAUUCAUUCUACGCAAGCGUUGGGGUACUUCGAUAUUCCUGUGGAUCAUAUAUAUGGACAGCCUGUGAUUCUGGAUUACCUGGCCAGCAAGACGAUAUCUGAAGAUCUUGUGGUUGUUUCUCCUGAUGUGGGUGGCGUUGUUAGAGCACGUGCAUUCGCUAAGAAAUUAUUGAAUGCCCGUUUAGCUAUUGUUGAUAAAAGAAGACAGGGUCACAACAUGUCAGAGGUCAUGAAUUUAAUUGGCGACGUGAAAGGAAAAGUGGCUAUCCUGAUUGAUGACAUGAUUGAUACAGCAGGGACAAUCACUAGCGCAGCGGCUUUGUUAAAGCAGGAGGGAGCAGAAGCUGUAUAUGCUUGUUGUACACAUGCUGUUUUCAGCCCUCCCGCGAUUGAAAGGCUUUCUGGAGGCGUCUUUGAGGAAGUUAUUGUGACAAACUCCAUCCUGCUGCCGGAAGACAAAUGCUUCCCUCAGCUGACUGUGCUUUCGAUGGCGAACCUUGUGGGGGAGACAAUUUGGCAUGUUCAUCGCGAUGGCUCCGUCAGCAGCAUCUUCCAAUAGCAGAAACGAGCGCGUAGCAUCGUCACCUCGUCUUGCGUUCGUGUGCUUGGUAUAGAGAAGGCACCCAGUGCCUGUGCUGCUUGCGUAUUUUCGUAGGGAGUCAAUUUUGGCGGCAAGGUAUAAUAAGGUUGUAUUGCCCGAUGUACGGGGUGAUAAAUAAGGUGGUUAUUGCCAGUGUACGUGGGAUAAUAAGGUUGUAUGCUGGUGUAGGUGUUCUGCAGGCUGCAGCGUGUUACUAAUUAAGUGCAUCUCUUGUCCUAUUAUGUAUUGCUGAGGUAGUUGUUGUCG